This is a messenger RNA of Hypomesus transpacificus, 1071 nucleotides long. RefSeq lists its product as uncharacterized. NCBI's taxonomy places the organism in Eukaryota, Metazoa, Chordata, Actinopteri, Osmeriformes, Osmeridae. The coding region runs from base 1 to 1071 and encodes 356 amino acids. The record is from RefSeq and is a predicted model, not a curated record. The transcript is spliced from 4 exons.
AUGUAUAGACAUAAGGCAUAUCCGAGUAGCAAACAGAUAGGCAAGGCUGCAGAUGCCCUUGUGAAUCAACACCCCUGCCUGACAGAGAGAGGUUCCCAAACAGGAUGUGAAGCAUGGAAGAACAGCCUUCGCUUCAAGAUGGGCAACUGCAGAACUAAGCUAAGCAGAGCUGGCAUAAAAGAUGUGGCCGCGAAUGCAAGAAGGUGCAGCCGCAGCAACCCGACGGGUACACCAUCCCGGACCAACAUAAAACGACCCAGAAGAGGGGAAAUCCAGUUCCUCCCUAACUAUCCCUGUGGUGAGAACAAGGACACACUGGAGACCAGAAGGAUGGAGAUCCUGGAGGAAUUCAAGACGAUGCCAGUUGACAGAGACAUCGUUCUCGUCCAUCAGCACAUGCAGCGCACCUUUCCACUUCGCCGUGAAGAGAUUGUGACGUUAGCUCCUCCCAUCGCAGAAUUGAAAGACAGAUGGCCUGGCCUCUUCUCUGAAGCUCAACUCUAUGGCGAAUUCCAUAGGAUCACAAAUCAAAGCCUUCAAUAUUCCUUCUUCGCUGCGCUCGAUAAAAACACUACACAGCUGCUCAAACUCUACAAAGAGAGGAAGACUGGAGCUUUUGGUGAGAAGAUGGCAGAUCUGCUGAUGGCAUAUGAGGAGCAGGACAAGAAUGACAUCAGUGCAACUAAAACAGCAGCACUGGCUGGGCUGCCACUGUACCUAAAAGAAGACUCAUCAGUGAUCUUCAAGAGUUGCAAGGAGGAGCAGUUCGAAACAUUCCAGGUGGGGGCAGUGGCGCUGUUGGCCGUGGUGGCUGAAGAGGACACGGCUGCAGGGAUUUCCUUUCAACCUCUCCAUGUCUCAGUCAUCCUGGAGGAUCAGGUUGUUAUGACUCUCAAAUCUUGGACUGAUGCACUGGUGGUGUUGUUCAGCUUGGUUUAUGCUCUCAAUUUGAGCUAUCCAGCACAGCUGAGUGGCUUUUUUGAGGUCAUUCAGGUUUUCCUAUUAAAUCUAGACGAUACAAGAAUGCAGCUCAAACCUAAGUUGCAGGCCAUAAAAAAUCAGCUGGUGUAA